AGGAGAUGUUAUAGUAGAAGUAAAUGGAGAACCAGUAGAAAACAAAACAACCAAACAAGUUGUUCAGCUUUUGCUGCGAUCUCCCAACACAUUACAACUCAUGGUGAUUGAAGAUCCAAUUGUCAGAGCCAAGGUUGAGGAUUUUCUCGGUGGCCAAGAUGCUGUAGAGACAAUACAAGCAUCGUUGUCAAAAGAGGACUUGUUAAAUGAAAAAUCAAAAGUUCGAAACUCUCCCAAAACACACCGAACUGAAACAUCAUUAAGGCAGAAUGGACCUUCUGUUGCUGUCUCUCCAGAAAGUGACAAGCUGGAAAUUAAAACAAAAUAUAAUAAGCACAUGUCAAUAAUAAGGUCGAGUAGUUCUGAUUCUAAUUUGUCGGACUCGCCCGCAAGAACGUUAACCACAACUGUCAUGAUACACAGGGAGGACUAUUCAUCGAAAUCGACAUCACCGUCGUCUUCGAAACCGACAUCACCGUCGUCUUCGAAACCGACAUCACCGUCAUCGUCAAAACCAACAUCACCGUUGUCAUCAAAACCGACAUCACCGUUGUCAUCGAAACCGACAUCACCAUUGUCAUCGAAACCAACAUCACCGCUGUCAUCGAAACCAACAUCACCGUUGUCAUCAAAAUCAACAUCACCGUUGUCAUCGAAACCAACAUCACCAUUGACAUCGAAACCAACUUCACCAACAGUAAUGAGACAUGAGGAGAGUUUAGAAUCCAGUCAGGACAGUGUUUGGCAGCGUCAAGAUGUUACUGGAGGAACUGGAAGCCAAUCAUCAGAAACAGAGUGUUCUACAGAUCAAGACAGUCAAUUGACAGAUAAUACUGUAAUAUUAGUGAAUGGAGUGGAACAUGUUAGCGAUAACAGUAGUACAGAGCAUGUGAACCGAACAAGAGAAAGAAGUCCUGUAGACUCGUUAAGAGAUCAACCAGAUUCAUACGAUGCGGAUGAAGCCGACUGUGCGGUUGUUAAUGUGGACUCAGUGCAUGUCGAUUUUCAAGAUGAGAGUGUUGAUGGAAAUAUUUGUCAAAAAUUUAAUGGGAAUCUCUUUCCGGAAAAUCAAGAUUUUAGUACGGCGAGUAGUGAUUCAGGGAGUAUGGACAGUCUCACCGAAUCUGAGGUUUCCUUGGAAACAGAACUUAUGGAGCAUUACAGUGAUUUUAAGUCACAAGGGGAGGCAUGUGCUGGUGGGGGAACAUUAGAUUUACCAUCAGCUCAAAGAUUAGCCAAACGAUUGUUUAAUUUGGACGGUUUUAAGAAGUCUGAUGUUGCAAGGCAUCUUGGGAAAAAAAAUGACUUCAGUCAGCUCGUUGCAGAGGAGUAUUUACAAUUUUUUGAUUUCGCUGGGGAAACGUUGGAUGAGGCCCUUAGGAAGUUUCUUCAGGCUUUCUGUUUGACUGGAGAAACACAAGAACGGGAAAGAGUUUUGACCCAUUUUUCACAGCGUUACCAUAGGAACAAUCCUGAGUGGUUUUCCUCAGCGGAUGCUGUAAAUACUUUGGUGUGUUCACUGAUUUUAUUGAAUACAGACCUUCAUGGACAGAACAUAGGGAAGAAAAUGUCACUGUCAGCUUUUAUCACAAACCUAGAGGGUCUCAACGAUGGUGGCAAUUAUCCCAGAGAUUAUCUCAAAAUCCUGUACCACUCAAUUAAAUCUAAUCCCAUAGAAUGGGCUGUUGAUCCAGAUAUUGAACGUCAACAUAAUGAUUCAAAUGCUUCAACUUCAUCACCUGGAAAUGGAACAAUCCCACAUGCACCGACUAUGAGUUCAAAUCCAUUUGUAGAGGUACAGCAUGAUCCAAAUGCCAAGGUUUAUAUGAAAGGAUAUAUCAUGAGAAAGUCAAUCAAAGAAGCCAAUGGCAAGAAAACUCCAAGAGGAAAACGUGGAUGGAGAAUGUAUUUUGCAACAUUACGAGGACUCAUACUUUAUUUUCAUAAGUCUGAGAUUGCUUGUCAACACAGGUUUGAAUCGAUGUGUGACAUGCUUAGUAUACAUCACUCGUUAUCCACCAGAGCCACAGAUUAUACAAAAAAACAAUUUGUAUUACGGUUAAGAUUAGCCGAUUGGAGUGAAUACCUCUUGCAAUGUAGCGACACUGGUGAACUACAGGACUGGAUGCAAGCAUUCAAUCUAGCAGCUGCUACACUGUCAGCACCGCCAUUACCGGCACCAAUCGGAUCUCAGAGAAGAUUUUGUAGGCCGUUACUGCCAUCAUCACAAACUAGAUAUUCUAAGCAAGAACAACUAUCACGACAUGAGAGUCAAGUACAGGCAUUGGAAGCGGAGUUAGAAGACCAUCAAAUGCAUCCACCAGAUAAAGGUUCCAGGAUGAUAUUAAUACAAUACUGGAGAGAAAAAUUAGAGUAUUUACAGUAUGAG
Saccoglossus kowalevskii is the source of this 2389-nucleotide messenger RNA. RefSeq lists its product as uncharacterized. Gene Ontology annotation, biological process: regulation of ARF protein signal transduction. The record is from RefSeq and is a predicted model, not a curated record. NCBI's taxonomy places the organism in Eukaryota, Metazoa, Hemichordata, Enteropneusta, Harrimaniidae. Gene Ontology annotation, molecular function: protein binding; guanyl-nucleotide exchange factor activity; phospholipid binding.